Staurois parvus is the source of this 342-nucleotide messenger RNA. NCBI's taxonomy places the organism in Eukaryota, Metazoa, Chordata, Amphibia, Anura, Ranidae. The record is from the annotation of a GenBank genome assembly.
UCAUGCUGCUGCCAAGUCCAGAGUCUCUCAUGGGUCCCUGUACGGCCUCCCAUUGCUGCUGUCUCCAUCGCCACACUCUGCCAUGUGCCACUUUCAGGUCUCCUCACACUGCUGGUGUGUUCCAUUUUUUGUCAUAGGGUGCUGGCAGAUUACGGGCCUCCCAUAGCUGCUGCCAGGCCCCUAAUCUGCCAUGGGCCCCUAUACCGCCUCCUCAUGCUGCUGCCAAGUCCAGAGUCUCUCAUGGGUCCCUGUACGGCCUCCCAUUGCUGCUGUCUCCAUCGCCACACUCUGCCAUGUGCCACUUUCAGGUCUCCUCACACUGCUGGUGUGUUGAAUUUUUUG